Messenger RNA from Camellia sinensis, 1596 nucleotides. RefSeq names its product basic leucine zipper 9. Gene Ontology annotation, biological process: regulation of DNA-templated transcription. Lineage: Eukaryota; Viridiplantae; Streptophyta; Magnoliopsida; Ericales; Theaceae. Gene Ontology annotation, molecular function: DNA-binding transcription factor activity. The record is from RefSeq and is a predicted model, not a curated record.
AUAAUAAAUCAUUUACUUCACCUUUCUCUCUCUCUACCCCUCUCUCUCCUAAGUGCGCUCUCUCUCUCUCUCUCUCUUUGUAUAGCUUACAGAUUAAGAAAGCAAAAUCCAUAUAAGAGGUGUGAUACAACAAAAUGGAUCAAAAACCAGUGGAGGAGGCAUCAAUCUACGGCGGCAGAGGAGGAGGAGGAGGAGAGAUGAAGCGAAGCCAAUCGGAAUUGGCUCUAGAAGAACUCUUUAGCAAAGAUGAGAAAGUUGGUGGGAAAAUUCGGACACAAAGAGCUCGUGUUUUUGCCGAUGCUGAUGCUUUUCUUGGCCUUGAUGUCAGCCAAGCCCACUCUAAAUGUUUUUGUGACGUUUGUGCCGCCACCGCCGAUCUUACCAUCCCUUUCCGAUAUCAGACAAUGAACAGCGUACCGAGUUGUGGUGGACUAACAGACAACAUUCUAUGGCCUGAACAUGUCACUUCAAAUCAAUCCUGCAUCUCGGCAACAAUUGAAUCCCAGUCAUCAAUAUGUGUUAGCAGUCCAGAUUCAGCUACUAAACCGAAAGGCAUUGAUAACCAAACAACAGGAGCUACAAGUGGUUCCUCACGCGAGCAAUCAGAUGAUGAUGACAUCGAGACAGAAGCUGGUCAAUGUGAACAGAGCACUGAUCCUCUCAAUUUAAAACGCGCCAAAAGAAUGGUUUCGAACAGAGAGUCAGCUAGGCGCUCAAGGAGAAGAAAACAAGAACAUCUGGCAGACCUUGAGAAGCAGGUUGAACAACUGCAAGGAGAAAAUUCAAAUCUGUUCAAGCAAUUUACAGGUGCUUCUCAACAAUUUAAAGAUGCUAACACUAAUAAUCGAGUGCUUAAGUCAGAUGUAGAAGCUUUGAGAGCCAAGGUGAAGCUGGCUGAAGAUAUGGUCACUAGAGGCUCGUUGACAAUGUCUACUUUAAGUCAUCUCCUUCAAAAUCAUUUAAGCACUCCCCAACAACCUUUUACUACUGACAACAUGUGUCGACUGGGCAAUAAUAUCUCACCAACAAUCGCUGUACAUGAAGAUGAUGUCUCAUAUCCUGGAAUAACAGUUUCUGGGCAAAAUUCAACUCUUGGACUUGAAAAUCCUAACACCUUCAAUGGUGGUGCCAAUAAUGAUUUUAUAAGCGAUACUGUCAGCUGUGUGGCCGAGGAUUGGUCUUGGAAAUCUCAUGCACCUACAAUUUCCAAAUAGAGCUGAAGUUUUGCUAUUUCUAGACUGUGGCCUUAGUUUCUCUAGAGCUGCUUUUCUUUCUUUUUUUGUGUGUGUUUUUGAACUCUCUCUCCCCUCCUGUUCAUGGUUUUAAAUAAUGGUACUGGAAUACGGAUUGGUAUCAGCGAUAUGGUUAUAUAUUGAUUGACAUCAGAUAGUAUCAGCCGAUAGAUCAAUAUCAAAAGUCUAAAAUCCUGAUACGUAAUAGCCAAUACAAUAUGUAACGGCUGAUGUUUAAAGCCUUGCUCCUGUUGUUUGUUUAUUUGGGAUUGUGGCUUGCAAGAGACCUAUUGUUUCAGUUGUAUCUUGCACUAUAAUUGUUAGUGUACAAUAUUCUUGUUUCACAACACAAAAGUCUUCUUCA